Messenger RNA from Alternaria arborescens, 1464 nucleotides. RefSeq lists its product as hypothetical. The record is from RefSeq and is a predicted model, not a curated record. The transcript has 5 exons. The coding region runs from base 1 to 1464 and encodes 487 amino acids. Gene Ontology annotation, molecular function: NADP binding; N,N-dimethylaniline monooxygenase activity; flavin adenine dinucleotide binding. Lineage: Eukaryota; Fungi; Ascomycota; Dothideomycetes; Pleosporales; Pleosporaceae.
AUGCCUUUCCCGAGUAACCGUGUUGCUGUAAUCGGCGCAGGCAUUAGUGGUGUCGUUGCUGCAGCGCAUCUCAAGAAGGAGGGCAUUGAGGUCGUAGUCUUUGAGCGAUCUAGUGCUGCAGGAGGCAUAUGGCGUUACGACGAGCGAAAGCCCUUGGAGCCAUCAUAUUCAAGUGCGAGGCGUUCGAGAGCUGACAGUGUUCACGCAAGCGAAGACCUGGAAGAUGUCGAAAGCCUGCUUCAUGCGCCACCAGGUCCGUGUUACGUGGGCCUCAAGAACAACGUGAGUACACGUUUGUUAGAAACCACCUUGAACCAGUUUCCACCCGGGACCGAGGAUUAUGUAACGCACGAUGUCUUGUGCGACUACAUACAGGCUACUACUCUCUCAACGGGGGUGCAUGAGUUGACACAGUACGACACCGAUGUGAGAAGCGUCACCAAGAACGGUAGAUCAUGGACUGUCGAGACUGCGACUUUGCAGACCGAUGCGCAAGGUGUGUUAAGGCGACACGAAUCUUCCCAGAACUUUGAUGCUGUAGUAGUUGCAUCUGGUCAUUACCACGCGCCGAGGAUUCCUGAUACGCAUGGACUCGCAGACUGGAAACGACAAUUUGCCGACAGAGUACAGCACUCCAAACUUUAUCGAAAGCCCGAGAAUGCUCAUAACAAGAACUAUCUACUUGUCGGUGGGAGUGUGUCAGCAACGGAUAUCGCGCGCGAGCUCAGCCCGUAUGCAAACAAGAUCAUACAAAGCCAAAGGAACGGAAAAUUCGACCUGCCUCCAAGCAUGCUCCCAGAUAACGCGUACCGCGUCGAUGAGAUAGUAUCGUACGACGAACCACGAGUGAACACAUUAGCCUCACUGAAGGACACUCAGCCGAUUCCAGCUACCGUCACGCUGAAGUCAGGUGCAAAGAUCUGUGACAUUCAUCAUGUCAUACUUUGCACAGGUUACCACCUAACACUGCCUUUCCUAUCUCAGCUCACCUCGGACGAGACACCAGUCGAUCAGGCCGACGAUACGCUACUAGUGACAGACGGUACACAGUUUCACAAUCUGCACAAAGACAUCUUCUUCAUCAAUGAUCCAACGCUCGCCUUUGUCGGUGUGCCGUUCUUCACAGCGACGUUCACGUUGUUCGAAUUCCAAGCCAUGGUUGUUGCAAAGGUACUCUCGGGACAGGCAAAGCUUCCAAGCAAAGAUGCGAUGAGAUUAGAAUAUAAUGUCCGAGUUGAGACCAAGGGUUAUGGCAAGGCAUUUCAUAGUUUGAGAGACCAGGAAGCGAGCUAUGUUAAAGAACUCAUAGCUUGGGUAAACUCUGAUUUGGAAAAAGCAGGCAAAGAGCGACUGCGUGGGCAUUCUGAUAAAUGGCAUUCUGCGAAAGCAGAGCAGGUGGAGAGGAUGAAAGCUUUCUUUGCCAAUCCAGGCAUUGAACGGCAACUCGAAGCGACAUGUUUAUAG